Lipotes vexillifer (Yangtze River dolphin) is the source of this 1732-nucleotide messenger RNA. It is a transcript of the gene RPS6KB2, whose product is annotated as ribosomal protein S6 kinase B2. The transcript has 15 exons. The coding region runs from base 38 to 1498 and encodes 486 amino acids. Lineage: Eukaryota; Metazoa; Chordata; Mammalia; Artiodactyla; Lipotidae. Gene Ontology annotation, molecular function: protein serine/threonine kinase activity; ATP binding. Gene Ontology annotation, biological process: protein phosphorylation. The record is from RefSeq and is a predicted model, not a curated record.
AGGUAAGCGCCUGGGGGCCCUCGGGGCCGGCGCAGGCAUGGCGGCGGUGUUUGACCUGGACCUGGAGACGGAGGAAGGCAGCGAGGGCGAGGGCGAGCCAGAGUUCAGCCCCGCGGACGUGUGUCCCCUUGCCGAGUUGAGGGCGGCUGGCCUGGAGCCUGUGGGACACUAUGAAGAGGUGGAGCUGACUGAGAGCAGUGUGAACCCGGGCCCUGAGCGCAUCGGGCCCCACUGCUUCGAGCUGCUGCGCGUGCUGGGCAAGGGGAACUAUGGCAAGGUGUUCCAGGUGCGAAAGGUGCAGGGCACCAAUGUGGGCAGAAUAUAUGCCAUGAAAGUCCUGAGGAAGGCCAAAAUUGUGCGCAACGCCAAGGACACGGCACACACGCGGGCUGAGCGGAACAUUCUAGAGUCGGUGAAGCACCCCUUCAUUGUGGAACUGGCCUAUGCCUUCCAGACUGGUGGCAAACUCUACCUCAUCCUGGAGUGCCUCAGUGGCGGCGAGCUCUUCACACAUCUGGAGCGCGAGGGCAUCUUCCUGGAAGACACUGCCUGUUUCUACCUGUCAGAGAUCACACUGGCCCUGGGCCAUCUCCACUCCCAAGGCAUCAUCUACCGGGAUCUCAAACCUGAGAACAUCAUGCUCAACAGCCAGGGUCACAUCAAACUGACGGACUUCGGCCUCUGCAAGGAGUCGAUUCACGAGGGUGCCGUCACCCACACCUUCUGCGGCACCAUCGAGUACAUGGCCCCUGAGAUUCUGGUGCGCAGUGGCCACAACCGGGCGGUGGACUGGUGGAGCUUGGGGGCCCUGAUGUACGACAUGCUCACUGGAUCGCCACCCUUCACUGCAGAGAACCGGAAGAAAACCAUGGACAGGAUCAUCAGAGGGAAGCUGGAGCUGCCCGCCUACCUCACCCCAGAUGCCCGGGACCUCGUCAAAAAGUUUCUGAAGCGGAAUCCCAGCCAACGUAUCGGGGGUGGCCCUGGGGACGCCGCUGAUGUGCAGAGGCACCCCUUCUUCCGGCACGUUAAUUGGGAUGACCUCCUGGCCCGCCGCGUGGACCCCCCUUUCCGGCCCUCCCUGCAGUCGGAGGAGGACGUGAGCCAGUUUGACUCCCACUUCACGAGGCAGACGCCGGUGGACAGUCCAGAUGACACGGCCCUGAGUGAGAGCGCCAACCAGGCCUUCCUGGGCUUCACGUAUGUGGCGCCCUCUGUCCUGGACAGCAUCAAGGAGGGCUUCUCCUUCCAGCCCAAGCUGCGCUCCCCCAGGCGCCUCAACGGCAGCCCCUGGACCCCCAUCAGCCCCCUGAAGUUCUCGCCCUUUGAGGGAUUCCGGCCCAGCCCCGGCCCACUGGAGCCCCUGGAGCCCCCUCUACCCCCUCUCUUGCUGCCGCCGCCGCCACCACCGCCGCCCUCGAGCACUGCCCCCCUCCCCAUCCGACCCCCCUCGGGGACCAAGAAGUCCAAGAAAGGCCGUGGGCGCCCCGGGCGCUAAGAGGGUGGGUGGAGAUGAGGGCAGUGGGACCCCGGGCCAGUUCCAGAGACCUGGGGCUGUGCCUAGGGGUACAGGAGCGAGUGUGCGUGAGUGUGUCUCUGCUGGGGGUGGCCGUGCCCCUGAAUCAUGAACAUGAAGGACUGCAGACCAUGGCUGCCAGUCGAGGGGGGCUGCCCCCCUGGCCUCCCGCAGUUGAGCUGUGCCCCUGGAUUAUUAAAGUAUUCAAUCAUGGCA